Molecule: messenger RNA, 1792 nt
Organism: Notolabrus celidotus (New Zealand spotty)
Lineage: Eukaryota; Metazoa; Chordata; Actinopteri; Labriformes; Labridae
Gene: tmem109
Product: transmembrane protein 109
Exons: 3
Coding region: 276-965 (229 amino acids)
Biological process (GO): intrinsic apoptotic signaling pathway in response to DNA damage by p53 class mediator; cellular response to gamma radiation
Source: RefSeq, a predicted model, not a curated record
AAACAGUCAGCAGGUGAAGAUGAUUGAUUAUCCAUCACCUGAGCCUGACACAGAUUUCUGUGUUCCUGUCUGAUGAAAAUGAUGAACUUUAUAAAACUAAGACCUGGUCCCCGUUACAUAGUCAGGCCGCUGGGGGGCGCUCGUGUCUGCUCUUUGAAAGUUAGUAACUCAGUUUUUCCACUUCUCUGGAGUCCCGCCGUCCUCGCGCGGUGCCCCUUAGACUCUCACAGCUCUAAGGUGUGUCUUUGUCCUUAUCUGAACGGUACCCUCACAGGAUGUCCUUCCGCUCCGUGCAGACAGCUUCCAGCGGGCUCUGGCUGCUCCUCUGCGGGCUGAUGACUUCUGUUUCGGGGGAGAAAGUGGUGGAGAGCAGCCCCGGGUCCGGGAUAAUCCAGGACAUCCGGACCGCCCUGACGGAGCUGGCCGGGGAAGGGAGGGCUUACCUGGGAAGAGUGGCCGGAGAGCAGACGGUGCUGUCGGUGCAGAAGGCAUUCUCUCAGGUUCUCGGUGUGGUAGCAGGAAGUUUAGCUAGCGGUCUGAACGUUCUCCUGAAGUAUGUUACACACCUCCUGCAGGCAGCUGGAGUCCAAGUGAACGUCCCCAUGGUUCGAGUCACCUCUGACGGUCUGAUCUUCGUUGCCCAGUGGGUACUCCUCGCCUUGAUUGGCUACUGGUUGCUGUCUCUCGCGCUCCGAUUGGUUGCCUCCACUCUGAGGCGGACUCUCUGGCUGCUGAAAGUUGGCAUGGCUCUUGGCUGUUUUGGACUUAUUCUGAGCGACCAUGAGGCGAGCUCAGAGACCACCGCCAUCCGAUUGGCUGUGUUGGUGCUCGUCUGUGUCUUAUUGGGAGUGGGGAGGGGGGGCGGCUCCGAAGCAAUAGAUAAAAUGGCUCACCUGGAGGAGCAGGUGAGGAUCCUGGAGAGGAGGCUGAGGGAGAUGGAGAGGUGGACGAGAACGGAAGAGUGAGGGGUGUGUUAACACAUAUCACUGGGUUUCAGAAUAUGUACGGAUUGAUUCAGACUAAUUAACAGAUUAUAUCUUUUUUUUUUUACAGAUAACUAAACCGCUUAAAUCAGAUUACAAGAGAUUUUAACAGAUUAUAUUAAAUUGAUAACAGAUUGAUCCGUGUUUGUGUCCCCUCUUCAACAUGCUCUUAAUAUUUCUGUUUCACUAAAGUUGGCUUGAUUAUCAAUCUGUCUAUUAUAAUCUGUUUAUUUCUGAGUGUUUAUUGUCACCUCUUUAUAUUUAUCUGUUGUUUAUCAUCAGUUUAUCAUUUGUUUUUUUAUCAGUUUAUUAUAAUUCGUCCAUUACAAUCUUCUCAUUACAAUCUAUAUCAUGAUCUGUUGAUUGUCAUCUCUUUAUUUUAAUCUGUUCCAAUAAUCUGUGUAUUCUUAUUAAACAAAUUCAACUAGAUUCAUUCAAAUAUUAAACAAGAUUAAUUAACAAAUUAAAUCAGUUUAAAAAUAGAUUGUAUUUAUUUAACUGUUUAUUUAUAUCUGCCCCAUGUAAUCUCAUUAUAAUCUAUCUGUUAUAAUCUGUUGAUUGUACUUUGUUUUAAUCCGUGCAGAGAUGUUAAAUCUACGUUUAUAUGUACUUUUAUACCAAAGGUUAUUUUUGUGUUAAAAUGACGUAAAGCUUUUUGGUCCGAUUAAAGCUGGAGAGUUUUAAUUUUUCUGCCCUGAUGUUCGGCUUUAGAUGAAGCUCAGAUGAUAAAUAAAACCUCUCAGGUGGGAUUAUGAUUCUUUGUUUCAUCUUUCAUUUUCUGUUUUCCUAUUAAAGUGAUUUUCCCAUAA